This is a messenger RNA of Zingiber officinale, 1973 nucleotides long. Its product is annotated as BTB/POZ domain-containing protein At2g13690-like. Bases 179 to 1819 code for a protein of 546 amino acids. The transcript has 2 exons. Lineage: Eukaryota; Viridiplantae; Streptophyta; Magnoliopsida; Zingiberales; Zingiberaceae. The record is from RefSeq and is a predicted model, not a curated record.
CCCGAUCGGUUCUCCUCCUCUUUUUCAACGUCUUUCUUCUCCGCCCAGCGUGGAAAGCGAAAGGUAAAGGUUGGCUUGCAAAGCUGCCGAAGCGGCCUCUCCGAAUCCAUGGCUCGCCAGAAGAAACCCUAACCCAGCACUGCUCUUUCUUUCACUGUCUCUUUCGUCAUUUGCAACAAUGGCGGAUCGCGGAGUGCAGGGAUCAGUCUCCGCCGGACGCCGUGGCCCCAUCCUCCGCCGGACAUGGUGCUGCUCUUUCUCUUCCUCGCCCCGCAGUCCCGAACACCUCCGGCGGUCCCGAUCCUCCCCCAGUGGCGACCUGCGCCCCUCCUUGAAGCCCCGACACAAACCUCGCAACGCGGGUUCCUUCCACAGCUCCCCUUCCCCCAGCAGCAAGCUCGGACUCGGCAUCAUUGACCCUCGCCGCAUCCUCUCGCCGGGCAGGGUCUCUCCCAUUGACUCUGAAGCCCCCCUUGGCCCCCUUCCGGUGAUUGCGGACUCCACAUCUUUCUCCACGGUGGCCGCUGAGUCGGAGCCUGAAUCUCCAGAUCCGCCGCCAAAGGAGCGGCCUUUGGUUCCAGAUACGAUGGAUACACACCCUCGGAGUUGGGUAAGACAGAAAUCUUCGGACAUGAGGCUUUACUUGAAAGGCAAAGAUGAAAAAUGCUUUCUUCUGGAGCUGGAUUCGAGGGUUCUGUGCGAAAGCAGCCCUUUUUUUGCAGCUAUGAUCGUGGGCUCUAGUCUGGAAGUCUCGGAUACUCAGUCUACGAAGAUUGAGGUUACUGGUAUAGAGGAUGUGGAUGCAUUUAAGGAGACAAUUGAGCUGAUGUAUGCCAAGGAUGCUACAAGUUGGCUCGUGAAGGCAGGGGUCUCCCGAGCAAUUGAUAUUUUAGAGGUAUGCACAACAAUUAUGUUUGACAGAGGUAUCAGGUUCUGUCUCAGUUAUAUUGAGGCUGUUCCAUGGACUGAAGCUGAGGAAGAGAAGUUGAAGAGGUUGUUCACAAGGUGUAAAUUUGAUGAGGCAGUGCGCCGAGAAGUAUUAUCCCGAUUGGAUCCACAAGAUUGCAACUACUCAGGUGAUCUUGCACUACGGCUGAUUCAAUCCGUCACAAAUGCAACAAACAGUAGUGCAAGAAAGGAGAUGACGUCUUUAGUGAAUAGCAUUCUGUCAAAGAGCUCAAUUUACCAAAAGGACUCUGUGGGGCUUAACAAGGACAACCUAUCUGAUAUUUGCCUUUCCUGUUUAGAUUCCUUGGUGAAUCUCUUUGAAGAUGCCUUAAACUCAAUUCCUAUCGAGCAAACUAUAACCAGGAAAGAAACCAAGCCUCUGAUCGAAAGGGUCUCUAGGCAAGUUGAAAAUCUUAAUUGGCUGCUAGAAAUUCUGAUAGACAAGGAGAUGGCAGAAGAGUUUGUGAGUUUAUGGGCCAACCAAGAGAAACUAGUCAGUUUACAUGAGCGAGCUUCACCCAUGGUGAGAUACGAACUCAGUCGGAUAUCAGCAAGUGUGUUCAUUGCACUCGGCAGGAGGAGGUUGCAAUGUCCAGCUGGGAUCAGAUUCAGCAUUCUCCGAUCAUGGUUUAAACCUAUGCUACUUGAUUUCGGCUGGCUACAACGUUGCUCGAAAGGGCUGGAUAUGAGGAUGCUGGAGGAAAGCCUAGGCCAAGUUAUUCUUACACUGACGCUGAAGCAACAGCAGGUUUUAUUUGAGGAAUGGUUCCGCUGCUUUGCCAGGCAUGGCAAUGAAUGUCCAGAUUUGAGCAAGGCUUUUCAGGUAUGGUGGCGAAGAUCAUUUGUAAGAACCUCAGAAGCGACGAGAUGAUUUCUUCUUAUUAACGACUUCACGAGUGUUUGUGUGGUGUAAGUAUAUCGUAGACAAACUUGUGGUAGAAUUGUAUAAUGUAUUGUUUGAGGUAGUAAGAUAGAAUUGUAGACAAACUUAUAUAUAUAAUCUUAUUUUUGUUGCUUUGGUUUGA